Neohortaea acidophila is the source of this 2332-nucleotide messenger RNA. RefSeq names its product putative lysyl-tRNA synthetase. The transcript is spliced from 3 exons. The coding region runs from base 399 to 2087 and encodes 562 amino acids. Gene Ontology annotation, biological process: mitochondrial lysyl-tRNA aminoacylation. Gene Ontology annotation, cellular component: mitochondrion; cytoplasm. The record is from RefSeq and is a predicted model, not a curated record. Gene Ontology annotation, molecular function: ATP binding; tRNA binding; lysine-tRNA ligase activity. NCBI's taxonomy places the organism in Eukaryota, Fungi, Ascomycota, Dothideomycetes, Mycosphaerellales, Teratosphaeriaceae.
AGGCGGUGCAGUUGGGAAGUGGAAAGAAUCGACGUCCCCUUUGUACUUUCGUACCUGCCCUGACCUUCAACCGCGCCUUCCCACCGUUGGUUGAGGCUGCGCAAUGGACCCACCCAGUCUAACCCGGAACGCCUCUCCCGCAACUCUAUUCGCAGGCUACACUUCCUUCGUAUUCGAAGUCCAUGUCACCUCACGCAAAGGGCAACCUUCGGCCAGUGAGUUAACGCGUCGGACCAGUGGACCAUUGUAAUCAAGAACCGCUGCGAAUGACCAUCACGCGUAGUCGUGUUGGCAUGAUUAUUGAUCCACCUUUGUCCUGAUAUUCAGCAUUGUCCAACUUCUCUCUUCAGUCGCAUGGCGGGAUAGUGCCUUGGCUAACUGGUACGAGCAGAUAGGGCAUGUCACAGCGUCUGGUUCGGCGAUGUCGACCAUAUCUGUUCAUCAAUUAUGCCCGCUUCCAACGCGUGUCUAGUCGGCGCUCGUUCUUCCAGGGGUCUGCUUGGCAUGCCAAUAACGGGGGAGAACGGCAUGUUACAAACGACUACAAGCGUCGCGUAGCCCAGCUUGAGGAAGCCCAGGGGACAUUGGAGGAGUGCUAUCCACCACUUGCCCAGAGUCAACGUGCGCGGGUCACGGUCGAAGAAUUUCGGUCAAAAUUCAAUGACCUUUUGAAUUCCGGGGAGACGCAGCACGAUGAACAAGUCUUGGUUGCAGGCAGGAUCCAAGCGGUCCGCACCGCUGGCAAUAAACUGCUCUUCCUGGACCUGAAACAAGAAGGCCACACCAUCCAAGUAAUUUGCCAAUUGCGCGAACUCAACGCCAAUGCCAACACAGAGCCCCCCGAGUUCAAGGCUUUUGCCAAACUGGUACGAAAGGGCGACUGGUAUGAGGCCAAUGGACGACCACAUCGCUCGCUGAACGGAGAGCUCUCGGUCCUCGCCGAUAGCCUACCGGUCCUACUCGCACCGUCACUGCACCAGAUUCCGGACACUUUGGAUGAUGCGGAGACCAGGUCGACAAAUCGGCCGGUCGACAUGCUCGUCAAUGCGGAAGCUGUGCAGACCUUACGUGUGAGGCAUCUCGUAGAAAGACACCUCAACGACUUCUUCGGCCAGCGUGGAUUUACAAAGGUCUCCACGCCCAUCCUAUCUGCAGGUGCUGGUGGCGCUAUAGCCAGGCCCUUUGAGACGGAGGCCACCGAGCUCGAACGUCAGACAUUGAAUCUUCGAAUUGCCCCGGAGCUUUGGCUCAAACGACUCGUGGUUGGAGGCAUGGAGAAAGUGUACGAGAUUGGGCCUGCAUUCCGCAACGAAGGAGUCGACGCAACGCACAAUCCCGAGUUUUACACGUGCGAGUUCUACGAAGCCUUGGCCACUUUGGAUGAUCUGAUGGUUACGACGGAACAACUACUGGCUUCCAUGUCCCAGUCAAUCGACAAGGAGAGAGAUGCUAGGUUGAGCGCUCUUCCGUUGCCAGAAGUAUCCUUUGAGAGCCCGUUUCCGAAACUGCAAUUCAUUCCCACCAUUGAGCGGGAGUCCGGCCGAGCACUACCCGAUCUUGCCCACCCCGACGCAGCACAUCGAGAACUGACACGGCUGUUCAAAGACCAAGACAUCCCUCUGCCAUCGAAUCCCACGCUCCCUCGCCUGCUGGAUGCACUAGGCGCACACUACAUCGAGCCUCUGUGCCAGAGUCCAACAUUCAUCACCCACCACCCGGCCGUUCUCUCUCCUCUUUCCAAGCACGCCAUCUGCCCGCAAACUAAUCAGCUCAUAUCCCUACGCGCAGAGCUUUUCAUCCAAGGAAGAGAGUACGCGAACAUGUACGAAGAGGAAAACUCACCGUUCGCGCAAAGACGCAAAUUCCAGGAGCAGCUGGCCUUUCGAGAAGUGGACGGCGAGAGCGACGGAAAGGGCGGACUGGAUGAGAAUUACCUCGAGACUUUGGAAUGGGGCCUACCGCCUACGGGUGGGUGGGGAUGCGGUAUUGAUCGAUUGGUGAUGCUUUUUGCAGGCAGGGAGCGGAUUAGUGAUGUUCUACCUUUUGGCACGCUUCGGAAUGUUGUUGCGCUGGGGAAAGCGAGGUGAGGCUUUGCCAGUUAGAAAGGAGACUGCAUGUAGGUAGAUCGUAGUUCCUCCACGAAGUCGUCUGUCAUCAAAUGACUCGAGAUGGCUAUCUACAUUCUCUUCUACCUCUGAAACUGACUUGGAUGGCCAUAUCCACUUGUGCGGGGAUGUCGAAUGUGGACUUUGGAGGCUAUCUUCACUAUUGAACUGAGUUGCAGGUGAAUAUGACCUGGCUGCAGGUGUCAAAGACGCGCAUUAAAGUUUGG